AUGAACGAACGCACACCGCUAAAGAUCCACUCGGAUGAAGAAGCCCAGUAUGAAAUCGACGAUUCCGAUGCCGAAGAAACCGUCGGAUUAAGCACGGGCUCCAAAUACCUCCUAGGCAUAUCAUGCAUUGCCAUCCUCUAUCUAUUCACGGUAUUCUUGCCAAACAUGUUCAUCCCAGCUGCCACAAACUUGGUCAACAUCAGUAAAAUAUCGGAAAUUGAUGCGGUGUUAUCCCCCGUUGGCACCUCCAGUUCAAAACGCCACGUUUCUCGACUCAUCCUUAUCGGAGAUGUACAUGCCCACUACACCGAAUUACAACAUUUGCUCAAAAAGGUAAAAUACGAUAGGAAGCAAGACUAUGUGGUGAUGCUUGGGGAUUUCAUCACAAAGGGUCCCGAUUCAAUCAAGGUGUUGGACUACUUGAUUGACAAUGAGAUCGAUUGCAUAAUGGGCAACCAUGAGUACAAUGUGUUGCAGAACUAUGCUAUAUUCCACGGAUUACAACAACCACAAUUUGAGCUUGUUCCUGAUGCGUUUGUGCCAUCUACUAUCCGUAUAAAAGACCUGUUUAAUAACGAUCCAGAGUUUCUCCUUGCCAAGAAACUCCAACCUAAACAUAUCCAAUACAUAAAUAAGUGUUCAGUUAUAAAGAGAUUGGGAGACACUCCAAUAAUGGGGAAAAAUAAGCCAAAGGGUGUCAUCCCGGGUAUAGCAGUGCAUGCCGGUAUACGAUGGGACAUAACCCUAUCUGCACAAGACCCGGAAGAAAACCUUGAAAUGAGAUCAUUUAUAGGACCAUACUAUAAUGAAACAACAUCAGAUCCUAGUUUGCCAGAUGCGGUAUCUUGGUCAAAGAUCUACAAUAUGAAACAGAAAGAGGGAGAAGCAGUGGAAAGAGUCAGUGUUUAUUAUGGACAUGACGCAAGACGGGGAUUGAGUCUUAAAGAGUAUACUAAAGGUUUGGAUACCAGAUGUUCACGAGGCGGGGAACUUACUGCCAUGGUUAUUAGUCUGGAUUUGGGAAAGCAUGAUGAAGUUGUUUACACUGAGGAAACUGUUCUGGUCCAAUGCCAGGAAUAG
Messenger RNA from Spathaspora passalidarum NRRL Y-27907, 1080 nucleotides. RefSeq names its product putative serine/threonine-protein phosphatase. The coding region runs from base 1 to 1080 and encodes 359 amino acids. Gene Ontology annotation, molecular function: phosphatase activity; endopolyphosphatase activity. Gene Ontology annotation, biological process: polyphosphate catabolic process. NCBI's taxonomy places the organism in Eukaryota, Fungi, Ascomycota, Pichiomycetes, Serinales, Debaryomycetaceae. The transcript has a single exon. The record is from RefSeq and is a predicted model, not a curated record. Gene Ontology annotation, cellular component: cytoplasm.